This is a messenger RNA of Ruditapes philippinarum (Manila clam), 7513 nucleotides long. RefSeq lists its product as uncharacterized. NCBI's taxonomy places the organism in Eukaryota, Metazoa, Mollusca, Bivalvia, Venerida, Veneridae. The transcript is spliced from 33 exons. The record is from RefSeq and is a predicted model, not a curated record. The coding region runs from base 282 to 5915 and encodes 1877 amino acids.
AAUACCUUGUUAUGGACAGGUAAUGUUCAAGUCAGCUUCGAUUCGAAGCUUGUAUGCUAUAAAUAAAUAUCUUUUAACACCUAGGCAAGCAUUCUAGUUGACAAUGAUCUGAAAUCGAUCAUUAACGCGCCGCUUCUGUCCCGUAGAGGAAAUUACAUAGAGGAAAACCUGACUAACAUCGAAACACGAUCUCACCAGUCCUGUUAAUAUUAAAAUUGUGGAUUUAAUAUAAAAAAAACUAGCUCCUGAUUGUAUAUGUUGUUUGUGUGCGUUUGAAAAAAAUGGGAACAUCGUUUCGAAAAAUUGUGUCAAGAAUUUGUCUGAUAUGUGUUUUAUUCGUUAUAUUUACAAUCGGUCAGGAUGAUGUUGAAGAAGCCAAAACAAAAGUUCAGAGAAGAAGAAAGAUAGAAAAGACAAACAGGCGGCCAGACGGCACGAAAUGCUCGUGCCCAGCAUGUAUGACUGGAAACAAAUGUUCAGAAUCAGUUAAAUCCAGAGAGCCGAAGUUUACGAACAGAUUUACGUUUGUCGAAGUAAACGCUGAGCAUUUUAAUUACGGCGUUCCCCUGCGUUACAACCAUACCACGUACCCAGGCGAUGACGAAUGUCCUUGCAGUGUGUUCGAAUACAGCAUUAUUGACGUCGAAGACGUCAUGACGCCGGAUAACCCCGACCGUUUUAACAUAUUUGAAAUUGAUAGUAAUACGGGUAAAAUUCGUCUGGCGCAGAAAAUACUUUCAUCGGAUCUGUAUCGCCUGACAAUACAAGUGAAAAAUCUUGACAUAAAUUUAUCUGAUAAUACUACGAUAACAGUUGCACGUGAAAAACCCGUGCAUGAUGAAUUGUAUUCAUUCGAGAGAGAAAAUGGGAACGGAUACCCCGAGGAACACAGAAUACAUAAAAGGUCGGUCAUACCUGACGAGAUGAAUUUCACACUAACACAGAACGAUCCAUCAAUCAUCAAUAUGCGAGUUGGUACACGAAUCAGCUUCACACUUGAUAUUCUAUUUCCUGGUGGCGAUACAGACAUCUCGGUUGAGUUAUUCACCCCUGACAGUACAACCACAGUCAUGAUCUUGUGUGAUGUUGCCGUCCAGUCUAUCGGAUUUAACCUGGCUACCGCAUGGAAUGAUAACGUGGUCUAUGAUAGCAAAGCAGGGUUCGAGACAUAUCAGCCUGACAUGGCCACACUAAACUUUGGUACGGUAACGAACAGCCAAGUCAAUGUCACCGACGUGGAAGCCAGCACUAUAACAAUCACUUACAGUGCCGUGAUGAUAGACAACCCGCUGACCCAGAACUCGGAAUACUGGGUUAGCGCUGGUGCAGAAUAUUUGAAUGAAAAUUAUAUCUGGGUGGGUUCAGCGUCUGUAACAGCUAUAAACGACGGAGAUCAGACUGUUAGCAAAGUUCCGACCUUCAAUGUGAAUAUGCCAACAAAUGUAGCACUUGGAAGCUCGCACCUAGUUCUUGUAGAAAUGUUUAUACCGUACCCGUACAGGCAAUAUGUAUUCAAGGCCUUUACUCCGGCUGACACUGUUGGUGUGAUGUCAGUUUGCGACAUUCGGUUUGAGGGAUUGGGUGACAAUUUCGGUUGCGGAAAUGACGAGAAUCAAAUAACACCAUCAACAGUAGAGGAUCCUCAAGCUGCCGGAAAUGCGAUUGGCGUCCUUGAUAUCGGGCAUUUAUUGAAUAAAGCCUCAAGAGAUGAUCCCUUGGUUAUAGUCGACGCUGACAAUAAGGCGUCAUUGACUAUGAUUCUACAUAUGUAUCCAGACAUGUCAAAAAUUGGACAGUUGUUGUCUGUAGGCUUAGCGCUUGAAAUUGAUGACACCACUUCUAUAUGGAUAGGGAGCUCAAAUUUUACAGUUGAUCCGCCGGUUACAACAGCCGAUGAUCUGACUGACAUCCAAUUUAACUCCGUGUCGUCAAGUCUUAAUUCAAAUUUAGAUGACGCAACUGUUGGUGUUCCAUUCUCAAUGACUUACGAACUGGAAGUCCCUCCUCCAACCACACCCAGUGUUGCCACCCAGUACAUUUUAGAAAUUCUCGCUCCAUUUGAUGGCACUGCCCCAAUUUUUUCUGUGUGCUCCUUUGAAGUGAUCAGUGUUGGACAAGAUAUGCCAUGUUUAGUGAAAGAGGAUUUGGUGACAGAAUACAGCUCAAGAGUUACCGGAGAUACCCCAUUGGAUGCCGACCGAGCAAAAAUCGAUCUUGGUUACGUCAUAAAUCUCGAGACAGCACCAGCUGCUGAUAGAAUGAUCACAGUUAAAGCGAUUUUAAAACCACUGGCGUCCAACAACGCUAACGCUGUAAAUUCCAAACACAACGUUAGUCUGACCGUAACAAGUGGGGGCUCAACUGUUCAACUGGUUGACUCGGAAAUAACGAUUGCAAAUCCAGCUACUGUCACAUCGGUUUCUAACACUACAGCACCUUCUUUUACCAUGUCAUUUUAUGACGGUGCAGAUACUGUGUCUGUAACGGGGUCAACAAAGGUCGUGGUUGACAUGGUAACUGCUAGAAAUAUCACCUAUGACAAGAUGGAUAUGGAAUUCUUGAUGCCGGUUGGCACCUUCGGGGAAGACAGUUACACCUAUUUCCACGUUUGUCGCGUGGAUAUUUCUUUCAACGGCAAGAACAUGCCAUGUAUGACACCGGAAUGGUAUGCCGGAAUGAUAGAGUAUUACUCCCAAUAUGACAAUUAUGAAAUGGAUCGGGCAAAGUUGAAUAUCGGUGGUAUGUGUAACCAUCAGUUUGUGGACGAUGCAUUGGAAGAUAAAACUUCGUUCGACAUAUACCUUAAAGUACUAGACCGUGAUGACCUCACACAUAUGACGUCAAAGAUGGUAUCAACCGGUCUUCAGUACUCCUCACAGAAUCUAUGGGUUGGACAGUUGCGAUUAAAUGUUAGCAGGGGGACAGCUAAUGAUAAUGUUACACCGACAAAGUCAACUUAUUCAAUAGCAACCAGAAACACAUCAGUUCCAAUACCACUUGGCUUUGCGGUAUCAUACAGUAUGUUGGUAAAAAUAGCGAGAGGUGAUAGGGCUCACAUCCGGGUACGAGCUUCAGCGCAGCAGGAAAUAGCGCAUAUUUGCACCGUUCGUGUAAUAAGCGCAGGAUCGAACCUACCGUGCGUCGCCGAUGAAGUGUUUAAGAAAACUUAUACCAAUUGGCCGAGCGGAAGUGGCAGGCAGAUCGUCGAGCUUGACAUGGGCAUUGUCAAUAAUUUUGGCUCAUCUGCGGAGAACAUGACGGCGAAUAAUUAUUUCGACGAGGACUCCAUGGUAAUUGAGACUCUGGUUCGAGCUAAUCCAUCGCUACCUGCUGGCACAGCCACUGUUACCAUAGAGAUAUAUUAUAACACAGAUAUGACCAUGAAGUCGACGUACUCAAUGACAGACUUUAUUUCUACCGAAAGUACAGCAGGCGUCAGUACGACGGUAACAGACGCUGUUGAAGUCGCUGCAAGCGUUGGUGAAAUCACUGGAAAUUUGGAUAACACAACCGAUAUCGCAAUAGGAGAGGUGAAACGAGUGCUAAUCACUGCUGUUAUACCUGAAGGCUCCAGCUACGACCUUGGAUUCUCAUUUUCAAUAACUUCUGCGUUUACGAACAAGCUAGAAAUCUGUGACGCGGCGAUCGUUUCUGUUGGGGACAAUCUUCCGUGUGUAGAUGUCUUAACUGAAGCUACAAUAACUUCAAGUGGCGGCGUGUUCAAUGAUUCGGCAAUGUUUGAUCUAGGAUUUUUGUGCAGCCGUGUUCUAAGGCCUGGAGACCGGAAAGCCAAUACGAUUGUCUUUGAAGCGUAUGUAAGGCUUUUAGAUAAUGGUCAGGCUGCAAUCGGCGAAACAGUGACAGUCACUACAGCAAUGAGAACGUUUUUAAACACAGUUACAAUUGACACUGUAGAUUUUACUGUGACUGAUCCAACGGGGUUUGUUGACAGAGUGUUUGAUUCUGUCAUAGAUAGUGUUACGAACGAGACUUUGAUAAGUCUGGACAAAAUCAGCCCACUUCUGAUGAAUAUUGCGGAGAACGUUACCAUCAAAGCUAAUAUUACCGUCCCUAAACUAUCUGUAUCUAAGUUCCUGCUUGAUGUCGAUCUACCCGUAGAAGACUCGGCGUGCCUGACAAUCUCUGAAAUUCGUAUCAUUGGUUCAGUCGGGCGGAAUGUACUGUGUGUUCCACCAGAUGUCAAUUCUAAAGGCAUCAUGUAUACACCAAAUUAUAAUGCUACAAAGGGAAACGGCCAAAAGAAUUAUGUUUAUGUUGAUAUUGGGAUAGUGACAAACACAGGAUUGACCCAUCGCCGAAAAACUUUUAUGCCGGGUGAUGAUGACCUUGUCGUGGAAUUUGACAUCCAGAUGGCAGAUUGUGCGAGCAGUGACAACGGCAAAAUCUAUAAGCUUAGUAUAGGGAACAAACUUGCUACCGUAAUUUUCAUUUACGAUUUCGACAUUCAAGUAGUGAGGGAUGGUACCGAGAAACCGGAUAUCGAUUUUAUCGUAGGUGUUGGGGCUGCUUCAACCAGCACCGAAAUUAUCCUUCAAGGAAUUGUUUAUCACAAUGAAUCUUCAACUGCAGAAGGCAAAAACACUAGUUUCUUCCUCUCACUUCCGGUUUACCAGCAGCUGGCUCCCAGCGAUCUUACAAUAACCAGUAACCAGACAUGUAGCGGGGUUUCUUAUUCCGACAAUACUCCACUAUUACAUAUAAACUGUGAUAACUUUUUCUUUACUGACGUAUUGACGUUUGAAGCGAGAGUUUUGGUAAACAGUUCGGUCAUUUUACCAACUGGAUUUAGCGCAUCUGAUUCUGGGGCACAAGGUUGGGCUAUUACCCAAUAUGUCAGUCGGUAUACUACGUACGACGCAGAAGACUGGUUUCCUUACGUCAUUUCCGGUGAAAUUGAAGUAACGUACAGCGUAGAAGCAGGCAUAGCCAUGAAUGAUAUGAUUGCAUUUGGACUUAGCAAUUCCGCAAUUGUGACAGAUUGCCAAUUUUUAAGUACUAUUGGAAACUCCGGGACAGCUUCGAAUGCCAGACUAAACAAUGCUGGGGCUUGGAGUCCAAUUGCUCGGGAAAACAAAUUUGCGCAAAAUCGUUACUUGGUGGUAUACCUAGGUACUGAGCAUAAGUUCUCAAUGAUGGCAAUACAGCAGAACGAGGGUCAUACGGACACCGUCACGGAGGUGACAUUGGAGUAUACUUUCGAUGCACUGUCCUGGUUCGGAAUUGAAGUUGUAUCUCUCGGUGUAUCACCGUCUGAUUUAGAAAAUAAAACAUUGACCGGAAGAAUUGCACGUGGUGUUAGAAUUAGUAUAACAGACGACACGUCUAAUGGCGUGUUUGCUGACGUAGGAGUCAAGUUUGAGUUUUAUGGACAAAAGUUGACGUCAGAUGUUACACAACAAGAAGCUUGCGAUACUUUAACAGCUAGUCAAAAGCAGUCACCAUCUGGUUACCCUGCCUUCAAAACGCGAAGUUUUGUUGAGGAUCCAUUAACAGGAAAUGCCUUUGUUUGUGAUCGAAAGCUUGGCAGUAAAACAGAUGACACUGAGUGCAAGUCGAGUGUUGAUGGUACAACAUGGUCCAGAAUGGACAAAAGGGUGGCCUGCAUGAUAGGUUUCGAACACGCCACUACUCGACUGUACGCGUAUGCUCAAAACAGGAGAACCAUUAUAAUGAGUGAAGGGGCUGGCCCGUGGCGUAGUGUGCAAUACGACAUUUACGCGACAGACUUGGCCAAAACCACGUGGACAAACGCAUUAGGCGUCCCGGAAAUAAUAAGUCUAGAGUUAGACAGAACAACACCACAUAGCAUGUACAGAAUCAUUACAUGGGGAGCAACAAAGUACGGCAUGUAUAAGAACAACGUACAGAAACUGACAUGGGCUGACAGUGUAUAAUGAUUUCAGUGUCACUGGUGUAUUUAUUAUUGCAAAGCGAUAAAUGACGCUUUGUUGAAAGAUCGAACAAUUCUUGUACCAAAUCAAUUUUUUCUCUUCAUAGAAAUAUUGACAUUGUAGAAAUAUAUUUUUUUGUUUAAUUGCCGAUCGAAAUGUUUCGUUUAUAUUUGAAUUGCAUGAUCGAACACUUUUUUAUAUAAAAUACAGCGGAAUGUGUACAAGCCAUUUUAAAUUGUACUACUAACAUUCAUGUGGCUUUUCUAUAGUCCGGUAAAUAUACAAAGCUAAUGCUUUGUCAUUUUGGACUUGAUUACUUAAAAAGGUAGUAACAACAGCAAAAUGAUUUUCUCUACUUUAGAUUAUUUGUGUUGCAUUUCUGUAGCAAUUAUAUUGUAUCAUGUUUUGUUAAUGAUCACAUUUUAUAUUUGUUUACGAACAAAUAGUUAAUAAAGAAACUUUACGGACGGAUGUCUAUAUAUUAAUGUUUUAAGUCUCAGGACUAUGUUAAUUUCCGUACAUUAUCUGUUUGGUAAUAAUAAAGAAUUGUUUACAAGAUAAAUAUGUAUACCAUUUAUAUGAGUCAAAUUUCCGUCAACUUUUGUUAUCUAAAUUUUCAGUCUAUUAGUGUUCUGCCCUUUUGUUGUUAUACCUUUACGUCAUUAAGGAAUUCACUUUCUUAUUUUAGAUUUGUUGCAACCUUUAACAUUAGUGUUUAAUAAAUGUUUUACUCUUGAAUUUUAAAGUAUUGUGUAGACCUUUGUAAUAUAUUCAAUGUUAUCAGUUAUUUAAACCAGUAUUUCAUUCAACGAAAUUCACAAUUUCAUUCAGGACUGAUCUAAUUUUUUUGACGUCAUAUCGAUUUUAUCAUUUGUGACGUCAUUCUAGAAAAGGCAAGUAUUUCAGACAAAUGCGUUCUAACAUUAAAUUCAAUUAUUUAUUUCUAUGAAAAUAAUAUCUACGUUCAAAUUUUUUAGCAAUCGUUUAUAAAUGUAGUAGGCAGUUAACCGAACCUUUCCGAAUAUUUUAUAAACAUAUACAUUAUGAUUUAAACAACGACCACUAAGGUCUGCUUUAAGUUGAUUUUUUUGUUAAUUAAGAACCGUAUAAAACUGGAUAUGACUUAUUAUUACAAAUGUUUGAAAUGUUUUGAAUUUUGGCAGUUCCAUAACAUGAGCGUAAAUUAUUAUUUUUAUUUGUUUUCAAAACUGUUUUUAAGACUUAUAAAUUCUACUUAGAAAUAAUUAUAGGCAGCUAAAUGCAAUAGAUAACUUCUGUCAGAUAUAACUCCUGACCAGGUCAUUCAUGUAUCACUUUGAUAUCGACUACAGCAUUGCAUAACUAUUGUAAGUUGCGUGGACUAAUUUUCUGGAAUGUCUUAUGUCUUUAGUUGAAUAUAUUUUUCUUCUUUGUCUGUCCUUGCAACGUCAGUUAGUCAAUUUCCCUAUAUGAAAAAAAGCAGAUUUAGAGCAAAAUAACACAGGAAAUUAUAUAUUUUUCAAAUAAUACUUGUCUGUGAUAUAAAUCGUUAUCAUCUGUUCUUUAGAGAUAAAUUAGUUUAAAUGUAAUUUUAACUGAAUAAAUUUAUCCAUAGUUACCAA